ACACGCAAAAAAAGACCGUGAAAAAAAGGCGCUCCGGCGCCACGCCAAAUACCCCUCCGUCGCCCGCUCCCGCGUCUCGUCGAGACAAAACCAAUCCGCCAAACCAAAGCCAUCCGGCUCCUGCGCGAUGGCCGUGGCGAGGCACCACCACCGCGGGGCGCCCUCGCGCUCCGCGGACCGGUUGCGGCGCGGGGGCGGCGUCAUACGGUGCUCGUCGCCGGCGCAGGAGUUCGCCGCUCUGGCGUCGCUGUUCCGGCGGCGGCUGGUUGUGGGGGCCACGACGGCGGCGGCCGCGGCGGUGGGGGGCAACUUCGGCGGCGUCACGAGCUUCCUGCUGGGGCUGUCGCCGGAGCUCGGCAGGUCGCUCCGCCUCGACGUUCUCUACCCCGUCGGCGGGUUCACCCGCUGCCUCGACUCGGACAACGGGUUCGAAUUUAUCUAUCCAUCAAAUUGGGUUGGAGAUCAGACUCUACUAUACAGAGAAGUGAAGAAGGCAGAAUUGCAGAGAUCACUAGACCCGCCACCGAUCGGGAUAUCUCCAUCUCGACCUCGAAACAUUAGUGAACCUGUGGCAGCAUUUGGCCCCCCGGGAUCGAAUGGGGAACUCAACGUCAGUGUCAUUGUCUCACCUGUCCCGCAAGACUUCUCGAUUGAGGCUUUUGGUGGUCCGAAAGAUGUUGGGGAGGUGGUGCUGAGAAGGAUCGCCAGGGCAAGGCGAAGCCCGGACAUCAACGCUACUCUUAUUGAUGCCGCCUUGAGAGAAGAUGAGGACAAUGUGAAAUACUACAAGCUAGAGUUCCGAGUUGAAAGCCCUUCUUUCCGACGUCAUAAUGUUGCUGUCUGCUGUGCGAGGGACGGCAAACUUUACACCAUGAAUGCGCAAGCACCAGAAUCGGCGUGGAAAGCAGUUCAGAAAGAGUUCUUUGCAAUGGCAGAUUCCUUCAGUCUAGUGGUUGAUGCUUGAUAUGGUAGUCACACAGUUUUGUACCCCUGAGCCUUUUUUCAGUAGUUUGUAAAGUACGGGAUAUCAUGGUUUCAUGUAUAGGACUUAGAGAAAUGUAUCAUAAUGCUGUUGUUACAAGGUAAAAAUAAAAAACAGGCAAUACAUGUUACCGUAUUUACUAAAAUAGAUAA
Phragmites australis (common reed) is the source of this 1134-nucleotide messenger RNA. Its product is annotated as psbP domain-containing protein 7, chloroplastic-like. Gene Ontology annotation, cellular component: photosystem II oxygen evolving complex; photosystem II; extrinsic component of membrane. Bases 128 to 964 code for a protein of 278 amino acids. The transcript is spliced from 3 exons. The record is from RefSeq and is a predicted model, not a curated record. Gene Ontology annotation, molecular function: calcium ion binding. Gene Ontology annotation, biological process: photosynthesis. NCBI's taxonomy places the organism in Eukaryota, Viridiplantae, Streptophyta, Magnoliopsida, Poales, Poaceae.